Molecule: messenger RNA, 5830 nt
Organism: Physcomitrium patens
Lineage: Eukaryota; Viridiplantae; Streptophyta; Bryopsida; Funariales; Funariaceae
Source: RefSeq, a predicted model, not a curated record
UGGUCUAAAUCUGGAUAGCUAGUUGGAGAUAAUGACACGCAGGUCAUCAUCUCCACGCACACAAGUCUCGAGCUCAUGCGUCUCGAGGUCCACACACCAGUAUCAGACAAGGAAUGCGGCUCGGACUGUCGAGGUUUUUGAUGCCCCUGCUUUCAAGCGGUCCGGGUGACUCCAUUCUUCAUGUCCUGAGUGAAAUUUUUCUCUUCUAAAGCUCUGCCCAUUUGUUGCAAAGCUCCGUGACCUUAUCAGGCUUCGGUAAAAGGUCCAAAUUCAUAUUUGCAGGAAGACCUAAACUCUAUUUCAGGUUUAUGACAUCGUAACGAGUUUCUCACUAAAAUGACUCCAUUUCAAGUUUCUCAUUAAAAUGUCACAUCCGUUGUUUACCCUACUGCAUGGGAAGUAUGGAAAACGAUCAUCUUGCAAGGUGGGUCAGAUUGCCGUUAUCUCAAACAAUACGGAAGCAAAGGUGGGUAAUCUAACUCAGGAAUAAAUUCCAAACGAAUGAAACAAUAACCAAGAUUUAAACAACCCGCGAUUGGUUUCUCAACACGCAACGAAGAGGUCAAUUGAAGACUGCCUUCAAAAUUCUUUGGAACAUUGACGAUCAACAGACGCUGAAAUUUGAUUGCAUCAUGCUCAGCAGUCGCUUGUUGCUCCCUCAGGGCUGCAUCACUGGUUAAACACAAUCACUUCUUCUUCUUCUUCUUCUUUCGUUUAUUUAUUUUUAGGUUGGAGAUGAUAGUAGUCCUGUGGAUGAUAUGGCCUUGAAAGACCUGGUGCCGCAAUUUGGCAAAUUUACAAGACGAGAGGUACGUGUGAUGAAGAGGAGAAUCAUUCUCCGCUUCCACAACAAUUGCGGCGAAGGUACAGAUGCUGUGGGAUGAGCACAAUCAGGAAGCCAUUUUGUCUGUGGCCGGGCCGUGUGAUGGAGCAUGACAUGGCUUUUGGUGGUUUCAGACUGAGUGUAUGAUGUGCAAUAUUGGUGGGGAUCUAUCUCCCUGCGAGCGCGUUUGUACACGGUGUGCGUGUUUUGGUUGCAGCUACAGGAUCCGGCUAAUUCUUUAGCGACUAGGAAAUCAAUGCGUUGGGUAGAUGCAGAUUGUCGGUAUUCCAUGUGGGAUGGCAGAGUGCGUGCCAUGAACGGCGGUUUGCGACAGGAUUCGUGCCCUCCCACCACAUAUCGCUUCGGUGGUUGGGCUAGUGCUACAGCAGGUCUUCGUUGCUCUUCCGCAGACCUCUCUUGUCACUUCUCGGCACUACAGGUGUCUGCUCCAGGUUUUUGUAACAGUUGUUAACUGCGUGCAGACCCCGGCGCCACCGUAGCCAUCCGGCGAGGAGCUGAUCUGGAGGCGUUUACUUUAGCAUCUUGUUCUGUGGAGAGAGCAACAUUGUGCAGACCGUCGUCGCGGAGUUGUCAUCCAAAGAUGAUCUCUCCAUAGGUCGCUGUGCAUGCUGGGCCCUUCGUCUCUUUUGCGACUUCUGCGAAAGGGUGUGUGUCGGAAAGAUGAAGGGAGGUGUUGGGACCUUGGAAGUACUUUGCAUCGCAGAUCAAGCUGUUCAAACUGGACUGUGAGUUCGCUCACCUUAUGAAACCUGUUAGUACACGUAAAAUGCAGAAUACUAAGCGCGCGACUCGGAAAGGAAAUGAGCGAUUGUUUAAAUCUUUUCUACUCCCUCCCUUGAUCGAUUAAACGCUUGUCGGUACUUCGUUCUUCUGUGAACUAGCUCCCCGACUGCCUCGUCAUCUGUUAACACUUGGGGAUGCACCAUCUUUGUAGCAGGCCUUGCUUGAUGACCUCCAUGCAAACUUUUACCUACUUCGAAAUGUUGAAAGAAUGCCUCGCGUUUGAGCCGUUGGCUGUACGCGUUUCAUCGCCGGUGCUUUGCCAUUACAGCGGCGACACUUUCCAAGUGUAGCGUAGGGUUAUUCUAGUGACGAGAUGCUGGAAACCGCAACCAGUGACCUGCGCAGCGUGAUUUCUUAGAAUAAUGUUAUAAAUCUGGUGCGACACACACUUGGAAACACAUCUGGAAACGAAUGCCUCCCAAAUCGGCUUAGUCUGUCAUAUACCAACACACUGCGCAGACGCAGGGUUCGGUGUCUGUUACAACUACAGUGUGCAGAAAGCAAGCGAUCUGCAUGCGGGAGGUAUUUUGUGAGGUCAGCAAUCCGAGGCGAUUUGAGAAAGUUGUAGCAAUGGCUGCCCAUUGGCUUGGUCAGCUCAGUCACAGAGUUUCGAUGUUGGCGGUGGCAGCACAAGGUGUCAUGGAUGUCAAAGAGCAUCCAAUACAUACCAUUCUGGCUGAUUUUGCCAUUUCUCUUGAGAAUCUUGCAAGUACUUUGAAGAAAUUGCAGAAAGAGUUGGAGAAUCAAUCUCCUUUGAGCCCCAUCAGGUUCCAGCACCUCAAAAUUGAGACAGAAAUGACAUCUGUGGAGCGACUAGUGAUGGCACUGAAAACCCAGUCCCAACUCUCCUUACUCCUGAGUUAUCCUUUUCUUCUCACAAAGUUACAUUCAUAUAGAGAGAACUUGAGCAGAGAUUUCGAAAGUAUUAUCCAGGCUGUCGUUUGCAGCGGAGUAGUGAAACAGCAGGUAUGUCAAACGCAACAACAUCUGAAGGAAGGUCCUCCUAAGCUAGGGCCUAAAGAACAAGCUGCUCUCGACUCAUUGGACAUGAUCAUUGAGGGGUCGACGCCCCAAAAGUGCAAAGAGCUCGCUGAGCAAGUUGCAGAAUAUAUGAGUCUUGAUCUCAGUCAGGUAGCAUUCGCUGAUCAACUCGCAGAAGUGAAAAAGAAUAUAGGGAAGGCGGAGAUUUUUGAUGAUACCAUUUUUCCAAAAUACUUGCACAAUUGUGUCAAGGUGUUGGAGAAGGGUUUGGCAUUUCAGGAGGAACCAGCAGCAUGUGACGAUGACAUUCUUUCAGAUCCAACGAUGCCACCGUCAAGCGAGGGGCACAUAAAAGAGGUGUUUGCGCCCACACCGCCGCUCUCUUCCUUCAUUUGUCCGAUCACGAGGCAGGUCAUGAAGGAUCCCGUGCAGGUUUCUUCUGGCCAGACGUACGAGCGAAGCGCGAUUGAGCAGUGGUUUGAGGGGGGGGAAACCACUUGUCCGUUAGGGGUUAAGCUAAAAAACACCAAGGUGAAGCCAAAUCACGCUUUGAGACAAUCUAUUUCAGAAUGGAGGGAGAGAAACUACGUUGUUCGGCUUCACAUUGCCGAGUCGCGGCUGAGGUCGUCACAGCCCAAUCAACAAUUGCGCGGUGCGCGAGAUAUAAUAGCAGUGUGUGAGGAAGAUCCAGUUAAUAAAAAUGAAGCUUCGUCCAGAAAGAUGAUUCCUCUGUUGAUUCAAUUAGCUAAUCAUCCUGAUACUUCUUCCACACUGCGAGAGCACUGCUUCAAUGCUCUGGCUGCUCUUGCCCACGGUCAUCAAGAAAAUCAGGAUACUCUUGUAUGUGAAGGGGUGAUGAACGUAUUGGUACGCAGCCUAAGGAACUACGACGAAGCGGAACCAGCUAUUAAAUUGUUGAAAAUUUUAUCUUCUACUCCCAAAACGGCAGAAAUGAUCUGCCGAAUGCCUGAUGCUGUUCUGCUACUGGUAACUUUUUUGGGGCAUGAAAAGGAGGAGCUGGUGAUCUCCGUGAAAUCGGUGUUGGUGAACCUACCGACCACAGAUAAAAUCGUUGUUCACAUGGCGGAAGCAAAUCUUUUGAUUCCCUUAGCCACACGUCUCGUGGAAGGAGAAAAAGAGUCAAAGAUUUUGAUGGCUAAGACCCUAGCCCGUUUGAAGCACAUGCCUGAGAGUAGCAAGAUUUUGGCAAGCUCUCAAGACACUAUCACAGCAUUGACGAACAUGACGAAAUCGAGGGAUGCAGAUGAAGUCAACGCCGCCAUUGGCGCGCUGGAGAACCUUUCUAAAGCUCCAAGAGUUGGCACUGUGAUAUCUGCUUGCUCAGGACUGGAGGUUCUGGUCAAGUUGCUUACCUCCCAAGCAUCGGUAGAAACGAAGAUUACUGCAUCCCGCGUUGUUGCUAAUGUACUAGCGGCAGUUGGCGACGAGUGGCCACAAAGCGAAGACAGGGAUGCGGACAUCGACAACUACCUUGAUACUUUUAUAAUGCUAAUAUCGAGCAGCGCCAGGCCUACAACGAAUGCAUUGGUGCAGUCGCAUUUGCUGCAAGGUCUUUUUAGUCUCGUUAAGGGCAGAGACACGGGCGAGGUUACCAGGGAAAUGUUGUUGAGAAGAAACGUCUUUUCUGUUCUUACUCCUCAUUUUAAAGAUUCAAGGCUUGAAACAAGGCGAGACUCGCUGAGGCUAGUCUCUUCCUUGUCGAGGAAGCAUGGAGCGGAGGCAUGGUUAGCGAUAAGUAUACAAUGUGGUACUUUGAAGUUUCUCGUCGACAUGUUGAGCGCAGAGGAGAUCACCGAGAAUGAGGAGUUGGAUGCUGCGAGGAUAAUCUCCCAUCUUCCAGCAGAAGACCAAAAUCUGACCAUCACAUUAGCGCAGCAAUUUAACAUUGUUCCGCACUUGGUACACCACUUGUCUUCGAAAAAUCAGUCUCUUCAAGAGGCGUGUCUGGGUGCUCUCGUCCGAUUCACCACUCCUGAAACUUUAGAUCUUCAGAAACAACUAGCAGACAUGGGCGUGAUUCCAGCAUUGGUUGCAUUCCUCGACUCACGACGACCACGGACGAAGAUACACGCUGCCCAGGCGCUAGCCAAUUUCUCUAGAAGCUCCUCUCGUUUAAUAAGGCCAGUGGCACCAAACAAAUGUUGGCAAUGCUUUGCACCAACACCGAUCACCUGCAACCUACAUGGAAGCCUGUGCUCGGUCAAAAGCACCUAUUGUUUACUGGAGGCAGAGGCGAUACCACCCUUGGUGACCAUCGUCGCGGAGGACAAAGAAAAGGUUGCGGAAGCGGCCUUGGAAGCCCUCUACACCCUGGUCGAAGAUGAAAGGCACUCGGAGCGAGGAUGUAACGUGCUGCACCAAGCGAAUGCGCUGCGGACCAUCAUUUCUAAGCUGCCAAACGGCACGCCAAGGUCGCAGGAAAUUUCCAUCUGCAUUUGCGAGAAGUUCUUGGGCAUCCCGCAUUACCAGCACGCGCUAGGAGCAUCUGCUCAAAUGCAUAUCAUCGCCAUCGCCCAGCAAGCGCCGCCGAGCAGGACCAAAGAGAUCGCUGGCAAAAUUCUCAACCAGCUCGAACUUCUCGGCUCCCUUGUUGGGUCCAAUUCGAACAUCUUCCAACAGAGCAGCGUCUCAGCGUCGUAGCUGCUGCCCAGUCGCCUCACCGCGACUUCGAUAGAUUCAUGAUCCCUCCGCAACUUCAACGAAUUUCUUCUCUUCCCGAUGCGCGUACCAAUCUAGGAUCCUACCGAUACCUCAACUUUGUCGGUGGACCCAGUUGCUGUACCCGGUGAACAGAUAAUUGGAUCGUAACAGUCGUAAUUGGGAGUAGUAAUUGACCAGAAACAAGGAGGCCGCUGGAGUGCGGCGGCCACCUCAAGCGUCACGCUGUUUCGGUGCUACGGCGUUGUCUAGACAAUGAGCUCGGUGUCGGUGCCGACAUCGCCGAUCCAGGUGUGAACAUCGGUCGGCGGUCGUUUCUUCCUGAUCUAUUACACACGUGUUCGGUUAAUUCAUAGUGGAUAUGUGAUCCGAGUCGUAAUUGUGAAGGAAAUGGGAGCAUUACUUAACACUAUAUAUAUAUAUAUAUAUAUAUAUAUAUACACAUGUAGAUAGAUUUCUCUUUUUCACAUGAGAGUUUUCAACCUAAAAUAUACAUUUUUGGAAGUAUGCUAUUGUGGUAUGCUAUUGUGGUAUUUCUUUUUA